This is a messenger RNA of Closterium sp. Naga37s-1, 600 nucleotides long. Lineage: Eukaryota; Viridiplantae; Streptophyta; Zygnematophyceae; Desmidiales; Closteriaceae. The record is from the annotation of a GenBank genome assembly.
AUGGGCGCAUCAGGCAGUAAGGCUACAAGUGUGGCUCUUGACUCGCAUCAAAGCCCUCCAACGCCUGUGCCUCCUGCGCCUAGUGCUGCUGAUGGUCGUGUUGGAAUAGCAGCAGCACCACCAACAACACCAUCAGCAGUAGCAGCACCAGCGGCAGCAGAGGCAGCAGCAGCGGCAGAUGCAGCAGCGGUGGCAGCAGCAGCGCGGGAGCAGCGGUUGCGGGCAGCGGAGUUGGAGGCGAGGGCGCGCGUGCUGAGCAGCAAGGUGCGGUGUGUGGAGUGCGGGCACCAGAGCAUCGAAGAAUCCAAUGCUGACGUGGCCGUCUUUAUGCGCAAGAUGAUUCGGGACGAGCUGAGGGCGGGGCGGCAGGAGGGGGAGAUACUGGAGGCCCUAAAGGGCGAGUAUGGCGAUUCCGUAGUCUACUCACCGCCCUUCCACGGCGCCUCUGCUGCUCUAUGGCUCACGCCGGUUUUUGUGUUCGCAGCAGCAGCCGCAUCCGCUGUGCGUCGCAGACCAGUGGCAGCAGGCACAGCAGCGCACUCAGCUGCCCGCCAUGCCCAUGCCCACGCGAUGCCGCGCAGAGCAGUGCGACCCAAGCAG